CUGCUGCUGCAACGACCACAAGCUCGCGUUGCUGCUCACCUCUCGAUAGACACAACAGGCAAAGAGAUGGAUUUCAACGGAGGCCGAGCAAUCUCUCUGGCCGUGACGACGGCGGCGUGCCUCCUUUCCGCGGAGCCCGGCUCCGCCUUCAUCGCUCCCGCUGUGGUUACCUCGACCCGCGCCUCCACGGCCGCAUCUUCGACCCCCACCAUGGUUUCGGCGUCUCCCUCCAAGACUUUCGUCACCACCAAGUCGGAGGAGACCUUCGAAGAGGCUAAGGGAAUCAUGCCGGGAGGCGUGAGCUCUCCCGUGCGCGCGUUCAAGUCGGUGGGCGGAAACCCGAUAGUGUUCGAGCGCGUCAAGGGCGCCUACGCCUGGGAUGUGGACGGGAACAAGUACACCGACUACGUCGGCACGUGGGGGCCGGCCAUCGUUGGCCACGCUGACGACGAGGUUCUCGACGCCAUCAAGGAAACGCUCGAAAAGGGUACGUCUUUCGGCGCCCCCUCCUUGCACGAGAACACCCUCGCCAAGAUGGUCGUCGACGCCGUGCCGUCGGUGGACAUGGUCCGAUUCACCAACUCCGGCACGGAGGCGUGCAUGGGCAUGCUCCGGCUGGUCCGCGCCUUCACCAAGCGCGAGAAGAUCGUGAAGUUCGAUGGGUGCUACCACGGGCACGCCGACGGUUUCUUGGUGCAGGCUGGAUCCGGUGUCGCCACCCUCGGACUCCCCGACUCCCCCGGCGUACCCCAGGGGUCGACCCAGAACACGCUCGUCGCCACGUACAACGACCUCGAGAACGUGGAGGAGCUGAUCAAGGGCGGUGACGUGGCCGCCGUCAUCCUCGAGCCUGUCGUCGGCAACUCUGGCUUCAUCAAGCCCACCCCGGAGUUCCUCAAGGGAUGCCGCGAGCUGUGCACCAAGUACGGCGCUCUUUUGGUGUUCGACGAGGUCAUGACCGGCUUCCGCAUCGCCUACGGCGGCGCACAGGACUACUUUGGCGUCACCCCCGAUGUGACGACUAUGGGCAAGGUGAUCGGAGGUGGCCUUCCCGUUGGCGCUUACGGCGGUCGCAAGGAUAUCAUGGAGAUGGUGGCGCCGGCGGGCCCCAUGUACCAGGCGGGUACCCUCUCGGGCAAUCCCCUGGCCAUGACCGCGGGAAUCAAGACCCUUGAGAUCCUCCAGAGGCCCGGAUCCUACGAGAAGCUCGAGGCCUUGUCAAAGCGCAUGGUGGAGGGAAUCCUUGCCGCUGCCAAGGAGCACGGGCACGAGGCAACCGGCGGCUACAUCCGCGGCAUGUUCGGGUUCUUCUUCAACGAGGGCCCCGUCAACAACUUUGUAGACGCCUCCAAGUCUGACUCAGACAAGUUCGCACGGUGGCACCGUGGCAUGCUGGAGAAGGGCAUGUACCUUGCACCUUCCAUGUACGAGGCCGGGUUCAUGUCCCUAGCCCACACCGAGGAGGACGUAGACGCGACCAUCGCCGCGGCAAGGGAAGUCAUGGCCACCCUCUAAUCGUCCCUCGAGUCCCACAAUUUUUGAGAUAGGAGCGGUGUCAGCUAUCACCCGUCAGCCACAGAGUAGUGUGUUUCUUUUUUUUCCAGCCGCUUGUUGAGUGGGUAGUCGAAAGAGAUGCAUGUGUACUAACCCGCACCCCUAGUUUCGAGAUUGGUGGGGGAACCUUUGGUGACCGGGGUUUUGACUUCGGGCAGGAAGAGCACCACACGCACCCCCAUAACCUGUGAACGCUGCUGGGUUGUGCGGCGCCUGCGAGUUUAUUGGUUUUAAGCGCUGGCGUAGCAAGAAGUCAUCGAAAGCUUUAGGUGUUGGGCUAGGACCAUGUGCGCGCUAAGCCGUAAGUAGUGUAGAUUCGGCUAUUCGUUCACGGUUUGUCGAUUGCCUGGUUCGGUAGACUUGAUCGCCGCCAUCUGAAAGUUCCUGCUGUGCGAAGCCAAGUGCGUGCACUCGUUGGUUUAAGUUUGUUGCCGACCCCUUGUCGCUGAAUACGGCGCUUCCGUGCCCAUAGGAGGCGUUUGGGGUGAAGAUAUGGAAAUAUUGGUACACUCGUUGGUGAGGACAAAUUCGGAUGCGUGAAGACCGGGCAAUCGGCGUGAACGAAGACGACGCUGCAGGAGUGGAAACAUCCUGCCCUAGAUAGCAGGCAGGCGUGGUUUGCCUGUGUCGUCAUGUCUCUGUAGAUAGAUGCACUAGCUCGAAGACAUUGAUAAAUGACAGUUUUUGUUGUGCCAGGUUUCAGAGGACAAACCGCAUCAAGUUAUGAUGGCAUCGUCGCACUUGUUAGUGGUGGCGAUGGAAAAAAAAACACUUGAUCUGAUUGACGAAGUCCGAGGGUGCUCCACUCCGCCCAAUGGCGUUUUUCAUGGCGGUAUUCCAGCACGUUUCACUGGUCACCGUAGGAGGCAUCGGUUCACCU
Messenger RNA from Ectocarpus sp. CCAP 1310/34, 2434 nucleotides. Lineage: Eukaryota; Phaeophyceae; Ectocarpales; Ectocarpaceae. The record is from the annotation of a GenBank genome assembly.